AUGGAUAGCAGAAAGAAGUGCUUGACUCUGGGAUUAAUUAUAUUUUUGUUGGUUGAAUUGUAUGCUCAAUACGAAGACCAGAAUGUGACAUGCAGGUUGAUGGGCAAAUUUAAUUUGACAGGUUAUGUAGAAACUGAAAACCAUUCUGUUGUUAUUGGAGGAUUAUUUCCUGUUCACUAUAGGACCAUGCCAUUAAGUGACUCUGAUGAGGAACAAGAAUCAGCCAUGUGUGAGGGGUUUAACUUCCGGGGUUUCCGCUGGAUGAAAACCAUGAUCCACACUAUCAAGGAGAUUAAUGAGAGGAAGGAUAUUUUGCCUGAAUACACUCUGGGCUACCAGAUAUUUGACAACUGUUUUUCUACCUCCAAAGCCAUGGAGUCAACAUUGGUGCUUCUAACAGGGCAGGAAGAAUACAAACCUAAAUUUAGAAAAAGCACUGGAAAAUUUCUAAUUGGAAUUAUUGGAGCAGGAGGAUCUACCUUGUCAGUUGAUGUUUCAAGACUUCUAGGGCUGUAUCGAAUACCUCAGCUGUGGGAUUACCUUAGCAAAAUAGAAUUUACUACUCAUGAUGGAAGCAAAAUGAAACUUGAUCCUAAUGGAGAUAUGGAAAGUGGAUAUUAUGAUAUCCUCAAUUGGCACAUGGAUGAUGCUGGAGAAAUCUCCUUUGUCAAAGUUGGAGAAUACAAAUUCACUAGUUCAAAAUAUGAACUUGUUCUUCCAAAGAUCUCAACAUUAUUUUGGAACACUGAAUUUUCAAGGCUUCCAGAUUCAUUCUGCACAAAAGUGUGUGCCCCAGGGUCCCGGAAGAGGAUUCGCCAUGGGCAACCCAUAUGUUGCUUCGAUUGCAUCCCAUGUGAGGAUGGAUAUGUGUCAGAGAAAUCAGGUCAAAUGCUAUGUGAUCCAUGCCAUGAAGAUGACUGGUCCAAUGCAGAGAAGAACAAGUGUGUGCCAAAGCUUGUGGAAUUCCUUGCUUAUGAGGAGGCCCUGGGAUUCAUCCUCGUUAGCCUUUCCAUCUUUGGGGCACUUGUGGUCUUGGCAGUCACUGUUGUGUAUGUGAUCCACAGGCAGACUCCAUUGGUGAAAGCAAAUGACCGGGAGCUGAGCUUCCUCAUUCAGAUGUCUCUGGUUAUCACAGUGCUGUCAACUAUGCUGUUCAUAGGCAAGCCACACAACUGGUCCUGCAUGGCCCGACAGGUCACUCUGGCCCUGGGCUUUUGCCUAUGUCUGUCUUCCAUUCUUGGAAAGACUAUUUCACUCUUUUUUGCCUACAGGAUUUCCAUAUCUAAAACCCAGCUAAUAUCCAUGCCCCCAAUUUUUCGCAAACUCAUUGUGUUGAUCUGUGUUGUAGGGGAGAUUUAGAUUGGAAUAUGUACGGCAUACUUGGUGUUGGAACCUCCAAGCAUGUUGAAGAACAUUGAAAUUCAAAAUGUAAAGAUUAUCUUUGAAUGCAAUGAAGGUUCUAUAGAGUUCCUGUGUUCCAUAUUUGGGUUUGAUGUUUUUCUGGCUCUACUGUGUUUUCUUACAACCUUUGUGGCUCGCCAGCUGCCAGAUAACUACUAUGAAGGGAAAUGCAUCACAUUUGGGAUGCUGGUCUUUUUCAUUGUCUGGACCUCUUUUGUCCCUGCUUACUUGAGCACCAAAGGCAAAUUCAAAGUGGCUGUGGAAAUUUUUGCCAUUUUGGCAUCCAGCUAUGGCUUGUUAGGAUGUCUAUUUCUUCCCAAGUGCUUCAUUAUCUUGCUGAGGCCAAAGAGGAAUACUGAUGAAACUGUUGGUGGAAGAGUCCCCACUGUUGACAGGAGCAUCCAGCUGACUUCAGCUUCUGUGAGCAGUGAGCUUAACAACACCACAGUAGCCACUGUUCUGGAUGAGUAG
Messenger RNA from Mastomys coucha (southern multimammate mouse), 1872 nucleotides. Its product is annotated as vomeronasal type-2 receptor 1-like. Gene Ontology annotation, cellular component: membrane. Gene Ontology annotation, biological process: G protein-coupled receptor signaling pathway. The record is from RefSeq and is a predicted model, not a curated record. The transcript is spliced from 6 exons. Lineage: Eukaryota; Metazoa; Chordata; Mammalia; Rodentia; Muridae. Gene Ontology annotation, molecular function: olfactory receptor activity; G protein-coupled receptor activity.